Molecule: messenger RNA, 1515 nt
Organism: Amorphotheca resinae ATCC 22711
Lineage: Eukaryota; Fungi; Ascomycota; Leotiomycetes; Helotiales; Amorphothecaceae
Exons: 1
Coding region: 1-1515 (504 amino acids)
Source: RefSeq, a predicted model, not a curated record
AUGUACAAACAAGGUUACUCCGAACUUCAGCAGCCAGAGUUCGAGGAUUCUUGCAACCACCUCCCUCCUGCACCAGCUGCACAAGGCAGCUCUUCUCCCGCCAUGGAAAACAGACCAGAGACCGAAAGCGGAUCGGAGAUCGAAAGCGGAUCAGAGAUUGAAAGCAGAUCAGACAACGACGAGGAUACCAUCAUGCAAUCACCAGCAGCUCCUCCCAUGACUGAAUAUGUCCCAGACCCCACAUUCGAACCCUUCGUAAACCACUUCCCCCCCAACCGACGCGUUAAUCCUCUUGUCACGCAGUGGCUCCGCAACUGGUUCAUUCUGGCCGAUAUCUUCGCAGACGAUCUCGCAGUCAAGAAGUUCCUAUCCACCAUCACCAUCACGGGUUUCCAUCUACGCGUCUUCAAUGAGCGAGGUAUCAGACAAUACUUCGUGAUCAAGAAUAUGUUGUGUGGUGGCACAUCUCCUGCCGGACAGAUGGGACCGCUGUUUGACGCUGAAGUGAUUGGGAGAUUGAUAGGGGAUGUAUUGGAGGCUCGGAGAAGGGCCAUGGCAUGCCGCAAUCAGGAUUGGGAUGAGAUGUAUGAGGAUACGAGAAGGAUGUUGGGAAUGACUAGCGAAGAUUUGUUGGAGGAGCUGUUUGGUGAGGUGGAGAAUGAGAUUAGUGACAGUGAGGAUGAGGGUCAGAGUAAGCUUUGGCACAAGCACGGCGAUGAGCUGUGGGAGGGACAGCAGCUACAGCGCUUGGGUGACUUAUGGGCACCAGAGCAUAGCUUUGACUCGAUGAGACCGAUAACAGAGACUGGACCUGGAGAGCCGACAUCGUUUAGAGGCUUUACCUUUCCACUUGCACCCCCUCCCGACAGACCCUUUCCUCAUCCGACGAGAAUCGACGAAUCCAACAAGAAGGGAAAAGGCAAGGCCAAGAAUAGGGGAAACGGUAAGGGAAAAGAUACUGAUGAGGGAAAAGGCAAAGGAAAGGAAACAGAAGAUUCAGACUCAGACUCCUUCGAGAAAGCGUACGAGAGACAGCAAGAGUUCAGGAAGAGGCGCCUCCGGAAAUUCCGAGACAUGUUUAGGGACGUUCAAGCAGGCAUCCGACAAUCUUAUGAUGAAACAACAGCCAUAAUCCAGGGCUCAAGCAACGGGGGGACGGUGGCAGAGUCAUCAUCAUCCGCUUCGGCACGCGCAGUCAUCGAGGAAGAUGAUGAUGAAUCAGAUCUCACCGACGGGGAAAUUGAGUACAGAGAAGAAUUCUAUAUGAGAUUCUUUGGCUCGCACGCCUUCCUGGAAGAUGAGUCUGAUGCCGAUGCUGGUGACAGUGAGGAUGAAGAGGAUGAAGAUAAUGAGGAUGAGGAAGAUAAUGAGGGUGAACAGGAUAUUGAGGAAGAAAGAGGUAAUGAGGGUGAAGAAGAUAAUGAUGAAGAGGACUUCGAGGAUGAUGAGGAUGAGUAUGAAGACGAAGAGCUGUAUGUGGAUUAUGGAGAGUUGAUUACAUAUCCAAGAUAUUGA